UGAACAAGCUGGACAGCUCCUUAGCCCCCCCAUUCUUCUCUUCCCCUCCAAUCUUUCACUCUCAGAAAAUGAGUUGCUCAAUUUCAUUCCUUCUUCUUCUUCAUUUUGUACUUCUACUCAUGGUGCUACCAAUUACCCAAUCUUUUGUUUUUCCCUUAGAUGAAGGCGGUGAUCUCAUAGAAAAGACAUGCAAGAAAACACCCCAUUAUGAUCUCUGUGUGUCAACUCUACAAUCAAACCCUCAAAGCUCAAACACAGAUGUUCCAGGACUAGCCCACAUAAUAUCUGAUUUUCUUCUAGCAAAGGCAACUGAUACACUGGAUUACAUCCAUGGCCUGCUCAAGCAGUCUCCAGAGGCAGAGUUACAGAAAGCCUUGGCAAACUGUGCUGAAUUGUACAUCCCAGUGGUGAAGUUUAGUCUGCCACAAGCAAUUGAUGCACUGACCAAUGGCCAUUUUGGGUUUGCCAACUAUGGCAUUUCUGAUGCUGCCAAGGAGGCUGAUGCAUGUGAGAAAGGGUUUUCAGGAUCUACUAAAUCACUUCUGACUGAUAGGAACAAACUGGUAGACAACCUCUCUGGUGUGGCUGUGGCCAUUAUCAAUUUGUUAAAGGGCAGCUGAGUUAUCUCUCCCUCUUAUUGUAAUAUCAUGUACUAUUAUUGCUCUUCUUCUGUAACUUUUGUCUGUGAAGCUUUCAGCUUUUUGUUUAGAUAUUUGUACUUGCAGCAGCAGUUUCAGCCAAUGCAAUUAGAAUUUCUAUUCUCUUUCAUGUUCUUUUAUGGGCUUCAUGAGCAGAAAACUUGUAUGAAACGGGAAUAACACUGUUUUAGCUGUGUUGUUGAA
Prunus dulcis (almond) is the source of this 842-nucleotide messenger RNA. RefSeq names its product cell wall / vacuolar inhibitor of fructosidase 1. Gene Ontology annotation, biological process: negative regulation of catalytic activity. Gene Ontology annotation, molecular function: enzyme inhibitor activity. Lineage: Eukaryota; Viridiplantae; Streptophyta; Magnoliopsida; Rosales; Rosaceae. Bases 69 to 620 code for a protein of 183 amino acids. The record is from RefSeq and is a predicted model, not a curated record. The transcript has a single exon.